UCCGCCCGGCCGCUGCGGCAGUGUCUCGGAGGCGGGCAGGCGGCCGGUCCCUCCGGUCCCCCGGCAGCAUCCCGGCCCUGCCAUGGCUGGCGUCGGCUUCGCGGCGCACCGCCUGGAGCUGCUCGCCUCCUACCAGGACGUGAUCGGCGAGGACAGCCCCACCGACUGGGCCCUCUACACGUAUGAGGAUGGCUCUGAUGACCUGAAGCUGGCAGCGUCAGGAGGUGGAGGUUUGCUGGAGCUUUCCGGCCACUUUGAGAUCCAGAAGGUGAUGUAUGGCUUCUGCAGCGUCAAGGACCCCCAGGCUGUGCUCCCCAAAUACGUACUCGUCAACUGGGUGGGCGAGGAUGUGCCAGAUGCCCGCAAAUGCGCCUGCGCAAGCCAUGUAGCCAAGAUUGCUGAGUUCUUCCAGGGUGUCGAUGUCAUCGUCAAUGCCAGCAGUGUGGAGGACAUUGACCCAGGGGCCAUUGGGCAGCGGCUCUCCAACGGGCUGGCCCGUGUCUCCAGCCCAGUGCUGCACCGCCUGCGGCUGCGCGAGGACGAGAACGCCGAGCCCGUGGGCACCACUUACCAGAAAACUGACGCCACCGUGGAGAUGAAGCGGCUCAACCGGGAGCAGUUCUGGGAACAGGCCAAGGUGGCGUAUGGGGGAGCAGCCGGUAGCCCCUGGGAGCGGGCAGG
Neopelma chrysocephalum (saffron-crested tyrant-manakin) is the source of this 681-nucleotide messenger RNA. Its product is annotated as drebrin-like. Gene Ontology annotation, cellular component: plasma membrane; site of polarized growth; postsynaptic density. The record is from RefSeq and is a predicted model, not a curated record. The transcript is spliced from 6 exons. Lineage: Eukaryota; Metazoa; Chordata; Aves; Passeriformes; Pipridae. Gene Ontology annotation, biological process: regulation of actin filament polymerization; neuron projection morphogenesis; postsynaptic actin cytoskeleton organization. The annotation marks the transcript as partial. Gene Ontology annotation, molecular function: actin filament binding.